AUGAAUGGUACUAAUAGUACUAAUAGUACUACUACAGCUACCAGCACAGAAACGUCAACACAACAAGUGGUGACGUCUUUGGUAAGUAAUGGUGCUAUUUUUGGUGUUUUCGUCAUUGCCUUCCUUAUUUUACGUAUAAAAUUGAAAAGGAUUUAUGAGCCUAAAUCUUCGUUCAAUCUGAUUAAUGAAGAAAAGAAGCCGGAACCACUACCACAGGGUGUGUGGCAAUGGUUGAAGCCGUUGUUGAAGAAAUCAGACAAUUUUGUCAUUCAGCAAGCUGGUCUGGAUGGGUACUUUUUUUUGAGAUACCUUUUUAUCAUUUCUAUUUAUUGUGCAGUAUCCCUGAUUUAUAUAUUUCCCAUUUUACUGGCUCUUAAUGCUAGUGGUCAAGGUACUUCUCAAACGGGACUGAAUCGAUUGGCUUAUCAAAAUGUUAAGCACCGCGGUAGAUAUUUUGGUCACGUUUUUUGUGGGUGGAUUUUCUUUUGGGGAUUUCUUUACAUUAUCUAUAGGGAAUUGUAUUUUUACACUUCUAUGAAACAUGCUGUGCUAGCGUCUCCUCGUUAUGCUAAAAAGUUAUCCUCGAGAACCGUGCUUUUUCAAACUGUUCCUAAGCAAUAUUUGAGUGAAGAGGAGUUCUCUAAGCUGUUCGAUGGUGUUAAGAGGGUUUGGAUCGCCAGAAGUUCUAGUGAUAUCGAAUCUAUGGUCAAGAAAAGAGAAGCAAUGGCUUUGCAACUUGAAAGUGCGGUAACAAAUUACAUAAAAUCUGCAUUGAAGAAGAUCAAUAAAUUAAGCAAAAAGAGUCCUCAAUUGUGCAUAUCUGAUAACAUUGCAGAAUAUGUCCCUGAUAAGAAAAGACCGCAUCAUAAGAUUAAUAAGGUCGCGAAGUUCUUUUUUGGCAAAAAAGUGGAUACCAUAAACUACAUCAAGGAGGAACUACCCAAAUUGGAUGCACAAGUAAAGGAAUUACAAACAGAUCACGAAAAUGCACAACCAUUCAAUUCUGUUUUUGUAGAAUUUGAGUCUCAAUAUCAAGCGCAAGUUGCCUCUCAGAUUACCACGUACCAUGCGCCUCUUUUCAUGACUCCAGCGUAUGUUGGUAUUGAACCAUCAGAUAUUGUAUGGUUUAAUUUGAGAAUGUUUUGGUGGGAAAGAUUGGGUAGAAGAGUUACUUCUGUUUCUGUAAUUAUAGCAUUGAUCAUAUUAUGGUCUACUCCAGUGACUUUUGUCGGGAUGAUUUCUAAUAUUACUAAUUUAACUAACGAGCUUCAUUGGUUGAGAUUUAUUUACAAAUUGCCAGACGUUUUAUUGGGUCUCUUGACAUCUUUAGCACCAACCGUGGCAUUAGCCAUUUUGAUGAGUCUCUUGCCGAGAUUCAUUAGAGCUAUGGCUGUAACUCAGGGCGCUGCUUCUAGCCAAAAUGUGGAGCAUUUCACUCAACAAGCAUAUUUUGCCUUUCAAGUCAUUCAGGUUUUCUUGGUUAUCACGCUAUCUUCUGCCGCUACAUCCGUCGCGACCAAAAUUGUGCAGGACCCUUCAAAAGCCAUGAAUUUACUGGCUUCUAAUUUACCAAAAGCUUCUAAUUUCUUUAUGUCAUAUGUGAUUCUGCAAGGUUUGUCCAUUUCAUCGGGUGCUCUUUUGCAAAUCGUCCCAUUAAUUCUUUUCUAUGUUUUAGGUGCCCUUUUAGAUGGCACUGUUAGGAAGAAGUGGAAUCGUUUUUCUGGAUUAUCAAGUAUGCAAUGGGGUACGACUUUUCCAGUUUAUACAAAUUUGGUAGUUAUCAUUUUUUCUUACGCUAUUAUUUCUCCGACAAUUUUAUUAUUUGGCGCAGUUGCAUUCUUUCUGUUGUAUGUCGCAUACUUAUACAAUUUAACCUAUGUCUUUCAGGAGUCUCCAGAUGGGAGAGGCAUUUACUACCCAAGAGCUCUAUUCCAGUCCAUUGUUGGUGUUUACAUCGGCCAAGUUUGUCUUCUAGGUCUUUUCGUUGUUGGCAAAGGUUGGGGCCCAAUUGUUCUACAAGUCAUUGGCAUUUGUGUGACAGUUUUUAUACAUUUGCAUUUAAACACUGCAUUUGAUCAUUUGACAAAGGUAGUUCCAGUGGAUACAAUGAAACCACUCGAUGGUGUAUCAGAUACUCCUUCCUUUAAGAACAUUUACCAGGGCAUAGGAGAGGGAAAAGUAAAGAAAAACAACUUUGGCGCAAAUAUCAAUAUGGAUGGAAUCAAAGAGUUGCCCGAAUUUCCAAUAAAGAAAUACCACAAGAAGACUGAAUCAGCUACGGAACAACAAGUUGAUAAUAGCCUAUUCAGUGAGAAUACAUUUGAAUACCAGUUCAACCCAAAUAAUGAAGCAAAUACAAAUGUUAACGCUGAAAAUAUAAUUGAAGACGUUCCAUUAUUAGCAGAUGGUGACACGAUGAAAAUACCUUCAGCACCAUGGUGGAAAAGAUUUUUGAAACCUCAUAUUUAUUACUCCUAUAAGGUUUUGAAAGGAAGGUUACCUGAAAUUUAUGGUUUGGUUGACCCUGACGAACGAGUGAAUGAUUUUGACAUUGCUCAUGCUUACGAUUAUCCGGCCGUCAGUGCACAGUGUCCGGUAUUAUGGAUACCUCGAGAUCCUUUUGGGUUUUCCAAGGCAUUGAUUUCAGAUGUUUCCGGAGUUGUAGAAAUGAAUGAUGAGAAUGCUACCAUCGACGAAAAUUUAUGUUUUACUCUACGUGACGUGCCACCAUCGUACAAUGAUGUUAAAGAAGGAGAUGUAGGAGAAGCUAAAGGUGAAGAUGAAAUAGCUAGUAAAGAAGAUAAUCCUUUUUCGGAUUCAAACUUUAAGGAGGAAGAAAGUCGUUCGGCAGUCUGA
This is a messenger RNA of Saccharomyces mikatae IFO 1815, 2856 nucleotides long. It is a transcript of the gene RSN1, whose product is annotated as Rsn1p. The record is from RefSeq and is a predicted model, not a curated record. The transcript has a single exon. Gene Ontology annotation, cellular component: plasma membrane. Lineage: Eukaryota; Fungi; Ascomycota; Saccharomycetes; Saccharomycetales; Saccharomycetaceae. Bases 1 to 2856 code for a protein of 951 amino acids. Gene Ontology annotation, molecular function: calcium-activated cation channel activity.